Messenger RNA from Gastrolobium bilobum, 2284 nucleotides. Its product is annotated as protein BPS1, chloroplastic-like. NCBI's taxonomy places the organism in Eukaryota, Viridiplantae, Streptophyta, Magnoliopsida, Fabales, Fabaceae. The record is from RefSeq and is a predicted model, not a curated record. The transcript is spliced from 3 exons. Bases 162 to 1220 code for a protein of 352 amino acids.
CUGAGGCCAACCUUGGUAGCUUUAUCAGCAUCUACCUCUGCUGCUAACAAAAACACAAAUACACGACCUAAUUCUAUCAAAGAGAGGCAAAACAAAAUAAAACAAACGCGCAAAACCUAAUCGACUUUUUACGAUCCGAUUUCUUCGAGAAAUACAUCUAAAUGAGUCGUCCACAGGAUCCCCAGCGAUCAUUCUUCCCUUUUGGAAAUCCUUUCCGGAUGAUAUCACCCAAAGGCACUAAGUUGUCUCCACAAAUGCUGGCAGUAUUACGUGCUUUCGAAGCAACUUUGGAAGAGAGGCUGAAAAAGCUUAUUCCCCAAAGCAAGGAUGAGAUCCUAUGCUUGUCUUGGAUGACUUUGGCUAUGCAGACACUAUGUGAGAGUCAUAAUGACAUUAAAACCCUCAUAACUGAUCUCGAGCUACCUGUGCAGGAUUGGGAUGAAAAAUGGAUAGAUGUAUACUUGGACAUUAGUGUCAAGUUGCUGGAUAUAUGUAUUGCAUUUAGCUCUGAGUUAUCACGCAUGAACCAGGGUUAUCUUUUACUGAAGUGUGCAUUGCACAAUUUAGACUCUGCCUCUUCAAAGCAGUUUGUUCGCGCCUGUUCUUCACUUGAUGGUUGGAGAAAGCAUAUUGGUUCUAAAAACCAUAGGAUUGAGAAAUGUGGCAGCAUUUUGGAUAAUCUUGUGGGAUCACUUGAUCUUCCAAAGGUUAAAAAGUCAGCCAAAGGGAAGGUUUUGAUGCAAGCUAUGUAUGGAGUAAAGGUGCAGACUGUAUUUGUAUGCAGUGUGUUUGCUGCGGCUUUUUCAGGCUCUACGAAGAAUUUGUUAGAUUUGGAUGUAGCUGACAUUUAUUCUUGGGCUCCAGCUUUUAAAAAUUUGCAGGAUCUUGUAAAUGAGGAAAUUAGAGUUAGAUUUUCAAGUGGGAGAUUUAUUGUAUUGAAUGAGUUGGAAGUGGUUGAUUCCUCUGUGAAGGAAUUAUAUCCUAUUAUCCAGGAUGUUGUAGAUACUAUUGAGACAGAAUCACAUGUGAAGAUUGUUGUGGAAUUAGGCAGAGCUACAGAGAAGCUUUCACAAGGAUUAGAUCUUCUUACAAAGGAAGUGGAUGGCUUUUUCCAAGUGGUCUUGGCUGGUCGUGACACCUUGCUAUCUAGUCUGAGGUCAGGUGCAACUGUCAAUGACCGCAUCUUGUGGGGUAAUACAGAUGCAGAAGUAGUCAAUUGAAUAUGUUGCAGCCUAACUCUGGUAUAUACAGAUGGAUAUAGAACAGCUGCAAAUCCUUUGUGUCCAAGUGCCACACCUUCUGAUCUCGUGACACCUCAGCUCAGAGUCACUCAAUGAGUGCCAAUUUGGAAUAAUAAUUUGGGCUUGCAUUCCUUGCUAUUGAGAUCUGUGCAAACUGAGUUGUGGUCGAGAUCUGAAAACUGAGAAGUGAAUUUUUGAUGGAAUACACAAUUGCUAUAUGCCUAUCUAUAUCAACUCUGAGGUGAGGUGAGAGAGCUUUGCGAGGUCUGUUGAAGAGAUCAGAGACCAAGUUUUUUGAGGAAGGAUGAUGACAUUUGUGGGUGGCAAAAUGGAGACUGAGGUACCUACCAUGCCCUCUUUCUUUUUUCUCCUACUUAAGCCCUGUUUUUCUUUCCCUUUUUACACCAUUAAAAGAAAGGCUUCAAACUCAAAGAACAAGCUAGAAAAUCCAGAACAAAACAACGUGCUAGUGGAAGCUUAACAAACAUAAACAGGCACCACUCAUUAUCUCUAUGCAUGACAAGCGUAUAGAGUAGAGAACAGUUAAAAUUUUGUGAGCAAUGUUGGAGAUGGCAGCAGAACGAUACUUGGCUAUGAAGAAUCCCAAAGGAAUGGCCAUCGGCCAGUUACAACAGCUAUGAAGAUUGACAAUUUGAAGGACAUGAUGGCAAGUAAAUCUCUAUGUUCACCAUUCAUGGUGAUGAUAUUAAAAAAAUCACAUUUGAUGGCAAUAAUUCACACUUGUGCUGAUUGGCUUGUCAACGAGGGGAACCAACUUUAUCAACUACUACCGGAGAGUCUACACCUUUACAUGGAAGAUAUGGCUAAUGUUUUAGAUGUUCCUGUUUCAACUUCUGUUUUAAUUUCUUUUUAGUCCUCCACAAUUAAGAAGAUAUAUUUAAAAAGAAAAAACAUAAAGAAUAAAUGAGUUAAAAAAAACCAUGAACUACAAAGAGACACUUCCAAAUGAACAAACAUAAAAUAUAUAAUUGUUUUAUCAAAGAUUCAUGAGUAUUAGUCAAUAGUGCAUAUUUGUAUUCUCU